This is a messenger RNA of Striga hermonthica, 2097 nucleotides long. The record is from the annotation of a GenBank genome assembly. Lineage: Eukaryota; Viridiplantae; Streptophyta; Magnoliopsida; Lamiales; Orobanchaceae.
AUGGCGAAUCGACUGAAGGAGGAUGAGAAGAAUGAGAGAAUUAUAAGGAAUCUUCUCAAGCUUCCCGAGAAUCGCAGGUGCAUCAACUGCAACAGCUUGGGGCCUCAAUAUGUGUGCACUAACUUCUCCACAUUUGUCUGCACAAACUGCAGUGGAAUACAUCGAGAGUUCACGCACAGAGUUAAGUCAGUAUCUAUGGCUAAAUUUACACCUCAAGAAGUCAGUGCCCUUCAAGAAGGGGGAAAUGCGCGUGCUAGAGAAAUUUAUCUGAAGGAAUGGGAUCCCCAGCGUAAUUCUCUCCCCAAUUGCAGUAAUAUAGAAAGACUGCGUGAUUUCAUCAGGCAUGUAUAUGUAGAUAGGAGAUAUACUGGUGAGAGGAACUUGGAAAAACCUUUGAGGGCAAAGAUGGGGGAAACAGACGAUUUUUAUGAAAAUAGGAGGAUAGAUACCCAUCAGGGUGGUUCACCAAGUCCACCGUACGAUACUUCCGAGCGUCGUUAUGGAGCUAGUGUUGGUGGGAAAAGUCCAGCAAAUGACAAAGAUAACUGGAGAAAUAGCAGUCACAAAAGAAGUCCUGCCCGUACUGAAGUUAUUAAUGACUGGCGACGAGAGGAUAGAUUUGGAAAUGGAAGGAGGUUUGAAGACAGAAGUUCCGAUGGACGCUCUAAGCUUGAAGUUAGAUCAUCUGAUAGUGAAAGAGGUUUGGACAUGUCCAGCCCUCCAAUAGUCCGCCCUGUGAGAGAUAUAUUAGGAGAUAAUGUAUCUCCUCUACGAGUUACUGAACCACCAAAAUCCUUUGGUGGAAGAUCAACUGAUGGUUUGAGGCACUCACUGGGGACUGCAUCCUCCAGUAGCUUGACAUCCUCAGAUGCUAAUCCAUCUGAGAUCAAACUAGAGGCUUCAUUUAUUGAUUUUGAUGCUGUUUCUGACCUUCCUACUGUCCCACAAACUGAAGAAGCUGUGGCUGCAGAUGCUUUGUCUGUGCAAUUGAACAAAUCUAGUGGCAAUGACUGGGCAAACUUUGAUUCUGUGCAGGAGGCUGGAAAAACAGUUCCCUCAAGUUCUAUGGAAUCUGUACUUUCAGAGUUGUUAACUGAAGCUCCCAAAUCAGGCCUCUCAGCCCCUGUGGGCACCUUGCCUCCCAUCCAGUCUAGCUCUUCUCAAGGCUCUUCAACUCUCUUGGCAUCCUUUGGAAGUGCUGUUCCACAGUCUGCAUUUCCCUCUGGUGGUGCUCCUGCUGCAUCCCUUGGCCCUGAAGCACAAUCAUCUAACCUCGAACGGAACUUGCUUACAGAUGCUUCUACUGGAGGACAGUGGCCCACAAUGAUUCCUCAACAACAUUUUGUGUCCCCUGGAGGUGUCACCCAAUUCAGUUCUCAAAUAGUUACUCCUGUUAUUGGAGGACCUUCAAGCAAUAAGCCUUGGAAUCUGCUAGUGUCAAAUUCGCAUACGCCACCUGACACAUCUAUUGGGCAGGUGGAUCAAACUGCAGCAUUCGAUAACAAUGAAACCUCUACUGGGUUGACAACAAAGUCAUCAUUGGAUGCAAAAUCUGGUGGAAGAAAAGCAUUGCCAGAGGAUUUAUUUGCAAUGAAUUACUCUUAUGGUCCAUCUCUGGCCGCAGGCUGGUAUUCUGGAUCCCCUUAUGUUGCUCCGGUUCCUAUGCAGUACAACAACACACAUGUGGCUAUUCCGAGUUUCCAAUCAGUGUCAAGAUCUAUAAAUCCUUUUGAUGCCAGCAAUGAUCCAUCUCCUGCUCAAGCAUCAAUUUUUCCUUCAGUGGCAUCACUGCAAGGUGCUUUACCCCAAAUUGGAAAUCCAUCUGGCCCUCCGCGUACUUCAAGACUUGAAACCUCUCAACUUCAUAUUCCUUCGAUGCUUGCUCAAACACCAUCAGCAUAUGGAUCAGCACCUCCAACAGGUUCAUUCUUUGGAGCAGGAAUAGCCGGCAACAUGGCACCAAGUCCAAAAGGACAAUCUGGUUUCACCCUUGACGAGUCGGCAUUUUCAUCUCUGAACCAUCAAAAUCCCCAACUGGGCGGACUACGUGGGCCCCAUUCUGCUUCUAGUAGCUUCAGUGGAAACCCAUUUGGCUAG